CCCUCUAGUGUCCCAAUGUAAUAUCAGCUUGAAGAAGCAGAGGAGUCGGAGUAUCUUUAGCACCUUAUUCUGCUGCUUUCGUGACUACAAUGUCGAACCACCGUCUACCAAUAGCACCAGUGCUCUUCCUCCUCUGGUGGAGGAGAAUGGAGGACUUCAGAAGGGUGACCAGAUGCAGGUCAUGCCUAUACCAAGUGGAAUAUACUAUUUCCACGGGACUGAAGCAGUGCAGCAGUCGUUUCACUACAAGCCACCAGCUAAAUACCUCCUGCCAGAACUGACAGCAUCAGACUACGGGAAGAAGUGUGUGGUCAUUGAUUUAGAUGAAACGUUAGUGCACAGUUCAUUUAAGCCAAUUAGCAAUGCUGAUUUCAUCGUUCCUGUUGAGAUUGAUGGAACCAUACAUCAGGUUUAUGUAUUGAAACGACCACAUGUGGAUGAAUUUCUUCAGAGGAUGGGAGAGCUCUUUGAAUGUGUACUCUUCACAGCCAGUCUAGCCAAGUAUGCAGACCCAGUAGCCGACUUACUGGAUCGCUGGGGUGUGUUCAGGGCAAGGCUCUUUAGAGAAUCCUGUGUUUUCCACCGAGGAAAUUAUGUGAAGGAUCUGAGUCGACUGGGACGUGAGCUGAGUAAAGUUAUUAUAGUAGAUAAUUCUCCUGCAUCUUACAUCUUCCAUCCUGAAAAUGCAGUGCCUGUGCAGUCCUGGUUUGAUGACAUGACAGACACAGAGCUGCUAGAUCUUAUUCCUUUCUUUGAAGGACUAAGCAAAGAGGAAGAAGUUUACAGUAUGCUUCAUAAACUCUGCAACAGGUAGCCCUUAACCUUGACUGACUUCUGCUCCGAGAUUGCAGUUGCUAGAGGCUGUCUCCAUCUUCUUCAGUUCUUUCAGAUGUAAGCUUUGGGGAGGUCACUCCUGUCAGAAGUGCUACUCUUGAUCUUCCUGUUACAUUGGACACGAAGGACAAUCAUGAGUGAUGCUAUCAAGCCUUCAGAAGCCUGACUCCUAAGGUCAUGUGUUCAGACUACUUUUAUAAAGA
This is a messenger RNA of Eurypyga helias (sunbittern), 1037 nucleotides long. Its product is annotated as CTD small phosphatase-like protein. The record is from RefSeq and is a predicted model, not a curated record. NCBI's taxonomy places the organism in Eukaryota, Metazoa, Chordata, Aves, Eurypygiformes, Eurypygidae. Gene Ontology annotation, molecular function: RNA polymerase II CTD heptapeptide repeat phosphatase activity. The transcript is spliced from 8 exons. Bases 173 to 814 code for a protein of 213 amino acids.